Phaedon cochleariae (mustard beetle) is the source of this 318-nucleotide messenger RNA. The record is from the annotation of a GenBank genome assembly. Lineage: Eukaryota; Metazoa; Arthropoda; Insecta; Coleoptera; Chrysomelidae.
AUGAAAAAGGCAGGUAUUGAUCAAAUACCGGUUGUUGACAAUAAUGGGGGUAUGGUUGGUAUGUUGACUCUGCAGAAUUUAAUGAAUGGAUUGAUAUCUGGGAAAGUACAAUCAAAUGGCAAUUUUGAAAGAUGUAUUGUGAGAAUUUUUCCCAAAGUAUACACUACUGCUAACCUUGGAAUUGUAUCCAGAAUUUUGGAGAGAGAGUCGUAUGUUUUGAUUUUAGAAUCACAAGGUUCUGGAGUUUCUCGAAUAGAAAAACCAAUUGGAAUCAUAACAGCCAUGGAUCUUCUUCCCUAUAUUCAGAAGAAAUGUUGA